Molecule: messenger RNA, 609 nt
Organism: Penicillium mononematosum
Lineage: Eukaryota; Fungi; Ascomycota; Eurotiomycetes; Eurotiales; Aspergillaceae
Exons: 3
Coding region: 1-609 (202 amino acids)
Source: RefSeq, a predicted model, not a curated record
AUGGCACCUAAACGUACCCACGACGGUGAUGCUGCUCCAGCUUCAAAGGGCGAGCCCGCGAUCAAGAAGCGCAAGGGUUUUAGCGUUGGACCCGCAAACCUCCCAGAUGGCACAUAUCGUCGCAAGACUCAAAAAAUAAAAAAUGACUUGAUUCACAAAGCCAAAGUGAAAAAGGCCUAUGCCAAGAUCAAGGCCGAAGAGCUUGCCAAAGCGCCUAAGAAAUCCGUGUACGAUACCGCCGAGGGGGAAGAAAUCGAAACUGGCAAAAACAAGGAAGAGGCUGGCGAAGAAACCCCAACUCUGGAACUCCAUCCGGAUCGCAUAGCCAUGCCGAGCCGGCACCUGCACCUGAGACCAGAGCGGCGCCCACGAGGCGAUGGCAAACAGAGGGAGCGCCGGCCAAAGCCUUCUGCAUUCACAAAGGAGAUGGAAAUUGCAGAGAAGCGGAGGAAAGCGGAGGAAGCACGACGGAAGGAUCGCGAGGCCAAACAAAAUGAGCGUGAGGCACUGCUGCGCGCGAAGCGGCCGGACCAGUUUGGGAAGAGGAGAUUAGGUAGGGAGAGCAACGUGUUGCUCAGUCGCGUGCAACGGAUGGUUGGUCAGAAUUAG